GCUAGGCCCCCCGAGUGGGCGUGGCCUCCGUGUCCUAGGACUUUCCUGACCACUGGGCUGGGGCGCUGGGUUGUCAAGGCGACCGUGGCCAGUGCUGCUGAGUCGGUUGGAGACGCAGCGCGCAUUGAGGAUUGUGUACCUGUCGGGAGUGGAUCGCAGUGGCCGUUUCCCGGUAGGACCUGGAAACUAACCAUGGGAAGCAAGAAGAAGGAGCUUGCCCUGCAGUUGUUGAUGUCUACCAAGGCUGGUGCGGCCCCUGCAAACCUGUGGUGAGCCUCUUUCAGAAGAUGAAGAUCGAGUUUGGCCUGGACCUUCUACAUUUUGCAUUGGCAGAGGCAGAUUGUCUUGAUGUCCUUGAAAAAUACCGAGGGAAGUGUGAGCCCACCUUUCUGUUUUACGCACAUCUUGGAUAUAUUUCACAUCUUUCUGAUGAUGUUCAAGUAUAACAAGAAUGACUUUCAUGGCAGUCACCCAGCAUCAGGAAAGCUCCGCUUAGUAAAAGGGAAGUAGUGACACUAGUAAUGUAAAGCAAUGACAUGGGUAUUUUAUGAGCGAUUAUCUGAACUGGGAAGCUGAGGCUUCUUUUAGUGUCUCUUUCUGAAAUACCAGACAGCCUUUCUCCCUGCAGCCCCACGCCCUACACCACAUACCCUAUGUCCUACUCUUUCCCUGACUUCGUAAGUAGCAACUCACAAGUUUGGCACUUGUGGGGACAGCAGCCCUUUCUGGACUUUCCUCUGACCACAGCAACCUGGCCUGCAGUGUGAAGACUGAGAGUUAAACAGGCUGCUGCUGGGAAGAUAUUUCUUGGUGGUAAUUGGAGCACCAGGGGAACCAAAUUAUGUCAGGAGCUAAGCUGAUAAAGAGAAGGAAGUUUUAAAAUUAUUAUUGCAUGCAGUAGAAAGGCUGUUUUUUCCUGUGUGGAUAAGAACCGUUUGAAUUGGAUUCUAAAAAGGAGACAGUUUAGAAAAGGAAGACAACUGUGUGAAAAGAAAACUAGCAAUUUGGCUCCUGCAGGAAACAUUUGUUGCCUCAUUUUUGUGUUAUAUCCUCUUUCUUCCCACCUCCAUCUUCUUCCCAAAUCAAGUCUCUCUAACAUAGGAAACCACAGCACAUACCUUUUCAGUUCACGUUUGUCAGAUUUUCAGAGUAGAAAACCUCCGUUAAAUGUAGGUAUUGUUUUGUUUCACUGUGACACAACCAAUAUAAAGCUGAAAAGUAGAAAAUGGACAGUGCGGGGAUGCUGAUUCUGGAAUCCACCAAGGCUGUACUCAUAUAUACAGGAAGGUAAUGGAGAGGGGCUCCUGGGUAUGACCAGACCUCCCUACAGCUCCCUGAGGACCUGCCCACAGCUUGGGCCUAAGUAGUGGGCUUUGCUCCUGUGGCCCCUCCUUCACUGCUCAGCUGAUGGAUGGCAGACACAGACCUAAGGGAAGUUAAUCCAUAAACCAGCCAAGUGGUAGAGCACUUGCCUAGCAUGCACGGGGGUUCAACCGCAGCACUACAAAACAAAAAGACAAAAAAAUCCUAAAACCAAAACAACAAAAUGAGUGGGUCAAUCUGGCCUUCUCUAAGGGAAACUUGACCUGGGACAGGACUGAAGCUGCAAUAUGGUAACAUGUGCUAGAGCUGACGAGUCCAGGAAAGAUAAAAAGCAGCAGAAGCAAAGUAGCCACUGGAGCUGACAGCAGUUAGAAGCUGAGAAUCAGGAGACAUGGGUAGGAAGGGAUGAGGGUGGCUGGGCCUGUGUUGCCUCUGCUCCAGCACCCCUGCCUGCCCAACUCCAGGCCAACCCAUUCAGUUGUUUCUGGGCUUCUGUUCCAGUCUUUCAGCACCCUCCCCACCACGUGUUCUCCUGACCCUGGGUUCAUUGAGCAUGUUUCCUUCCCACUGAGCCAGGUUGAGGUUGAGCUCUGGAGCCAGCCUUAUACUUUCCUGGAAUCUAGGUCUGUAGAGGCACAGCCAAGACGCCUGGGGAGGUAUCCCGGAAGCCAAGCCUUAUCCCUGCCACCUGUGUCAUCUGAGAAGACCUGUACCCUGGCUAUCAUUAAACCAGAUGCAGUGGUCCAUGGAAAGACUGACGAGAUUAUUGUGAAGAUCCAGGAAGCUGGGUUUGACAUUCUAACACAUGAAGAGAGAAUUAUGACAGAGGCAGAAAUGCGACUUUUUUACCAACACAGAGCUGGAGAGAUCUUUGAAAAGCUGGUAUAUCACAUGUGCAGUGGCCCGAGCCAUCUCCUGAUCCUCACCAGAACAGAGGACACCAAGGAUGUGGUUACUGCCUGGAGAGACCUAAUGGGACCCUGUGACCCCAAUGUGGCUAGGAGGGAGCAGCCUGAAAGUCUUCGGGCUCAGUACGGCACAGAAAUGCCCUUUAAUGCUGUCCAUGGAAGCCGAGAUAGAGAAGAUGCCAACAGAGAGCUGGCAUUGCUUUUCCCCAGUUUUAAGUUUUCAGAUGAAGAUACCAAAGCCUUUCAGGGUGCUGCAGCUGAAGGAGCAGUGAGCCCCACAGAGGCAUACUGUGUCCCCGAGGACAUGAACCAAGAUGCUGUACUGUUCUUCUGAGCACAUGACCCAGGGCAAGGCCACAAGGCCAUGACAUGAAAUGUCUGAGCACUCUUGUCUGCAUGGAAGGAACUUCACAAUAGGAACUUUUUGUGCACCAGUGCCUUCUUGGUUCAGCUAUCUUUGUGGACAAUGAAAAUAACAGUAUAUACUUUCUUGCUUUCUUAAACAGUAUACAAAAUAUAAAACUUUUUUCCUGGAUUUUAGAAAAUAUGCAUGAGUUACUGUAUUCUGAUGAAACAUGGUAUCACAUGAGGGGAUACUGAGUCACACAGGGCAAUGUCUCCCCAACAAUAAAUCUACAUUGAUAAUC
Heterocephalus glaber (naked mole-rat) is the source of this 2878-nucleotide messenger RNA. The record is from RefSeq and is a predicted model, not a curated record. Lineage: Eukaryota; Metazoa; Chordata; Mammalia; Rodentia; Bathyergidae.